This is a messenger RNA of Filobasidium floriforme, 747 nucleotides long. Its product is annotated as Sedlin, N-terminal conserved region-domain-containing protein. Lineage: Eukaryota; Fungi; Basidiomycota; Tremellomycetes; Filobasidiales; Filobasidiaceae. The record is from RefSeq and is a predicted model, not a curated record. Gene Ontology annotation, biological process: endoplasmic reticulum to Golgi vesicle-mediated transport. Bases 30 to 566 code for a protein of 178 amino acids. Gene Ontology annotation, cellular component: TRAPP complex; cytoplasm; nucleus. The transcript is spliced from 4 exons.
CGUUGUUAUUCCCCACCUCUCCUGCAGCCAUGACAUCCCGGACGGUUCCUCUCCACCUAGCUACCUUCGCGAUCGUCACGCCGAACAACAACCCGCUGUACGUUCAUAGCUAUACGGGCGUACAGGAUGAACUACGGUAUCACCAUAUCGCACAUUCGGCUCUCGACAUCAUCGAAGAGAGAGAAUCGAAUGUCGCUCGCAAAGAGGACAACUUCCUAGGCUUGCUUUUUAGCAUGGAUGAUCUCGCCGUGUACGGUUACCGGACAGCAUCUCGGUUGAGGAUCAUCGUCAGUUUAGGUCUGAUCGACGGGAUCAUCAAGGAUAGCGACGUCGUUACCAUUUGUCGGACAAUCCACCAACUGUACAACACCGCCUCUGCGAACCCUUUCCUCCUCCUGAACUCGAACCCGACACCGAAAGCAGAGGUCAUCUCCCCCUUGCCGCCCAUCUCCGACGGCGCGCUUUCGUUAUCGACCUUGCCUCGACCCGAAGAUCUCAGAUUGAGCGGGAAGAUGAAGUACGGGGCUGAAAGGUUGGGAAGGUUGCUUAACGGAGGCAGAUCGUGAGACUCGAGCUCGAUGGCUGGAGUCGCCAACGAAAUGACGGAGGUAUAACGACAAGACGACGAUUCGCUCGACACGACCCCCUCGUAGAAGUGGGAUGCCUUGUAUUGACGAGACUUUUUUAUAUUAGUGUACACGUAUAACGAUACCCCAUGAUACAAGACGCAAGAUGAGACCGGUCGAU